GUUGAAUGCCCUGAUGAAGCUUGCAGGGUUCAGUUCCUCCAUUAAGGUUCAGAACCACUGAGCCUUCAGGCUUCAAGCUGCCGUGUGAUGAGGAAGUGGAAUACUGGAUGUAACAGCAUGUCCUUUGUGAUUUGGCACGCAGCCGAAGACUGAUCCGUGGGUAAGUUGUCCCGCCCAAACAGGUUCAACCAGAUCAAGUAAAGAAAAAAAACUCUCAGGUCAGACUCUGAUGUCUUAGUGAAUGUUUGUAUUUAAUAUAAACUCUUCACAACAUUUGUUAGAAAGGUUUCUGCUUCAUCACGUGUUCCCUACUAGUCUACAUGUAGAAGACCAGGUGACAAAGAGGGAUGUUCACGGGUCCAAACUACAGCAUCCAUUUUGUUGUCGUAGCAACUCUUUACAAGGUGCUGGUUUUGAUCCUGAAAGACUCUUGUUUGAGCAGUGAGGAGGAUUCUGUUCACGAGGACCUUUGACCUUGUUAACACAUCUCAGACUGACACUCACUCAACCAGUCGCACUGCAUACUGUGAGGGUGACAUGAGGACACACCCUCCCUGAUUGAGAACAACAAGCCGCGUCACUUCACUCCGUCUGAUGGAAGCUGAAGUGAAGCACGGAGCUCCUUUUCUACACGGACCUGCUGAGGACAAAAGGGAGCUGCACACUGAGGAAGUUCAUGUCUACAAUAUCACAGGUUGUUUUAAAGGUGUGAAAGUGUGGACUCUGCUAUGAAUCCGUCUGAGGACCCGGAGGAGGGAGUCCCUCCCUCUGAAUCCCCUCUGUGUGGGGAACAUGACAGCCAGACCAAAGCUCAGAGUUCAGGAAAGUCUCCCGAACCCAGAUGUGUGUCCAUGAAGAGUAAUCAGUCUAUUGAUCAUCUGGUUAAUUUCAAAGAUGAACGCCAUUCUUAUAACUCAGAAGAGGACCUGGAGAGCUCAGAGGUUCUCACAGGUCAGUCUGCCCAGCAUCCUCAAACACACCUGGACUCCAUCUUUAUGCUGCUGGAGAAGAACAUCCUCACUUUUGUGAAGAACGAGCUGAAGAAGAUCCAGAAGAUUGUGAGUACAGAUUACCCAGAAUGUUCAGAGAAAGAGGAUGAUGAGCUGCAGGAUGAAGAGCAGAGGACGACCAGAGACGCAUUUGUGAAGAUCUCAUUGCACUUCCUGAGGACAAUGAAGCAGGAGGAGCUGGCUGACCUACUGCAGAGCAGACUUCGUGCUCCAGUUUGUCAGCGUGAACUCAAAUCCAACCUGAAGAAGAAGUUCCAGUGUGUGUUUGAGGGGAUCGCUAAAGCAGGAAAGACAACCCUUCUGAAUGAGAUCUACACAGAGCUCUACAUCACAGAGGGAGGGACUGCAGAGGUCAAUCAAGACCAUGAGGUCAGACAGAUUGUAACAGCAUCCAGGAAACCAGCCACACCAGAAACAACCAUCAGACAAGAAGACCUCCUCAAAGCCUUAGCUGGAGGAGAGGAACCAAUCAGAACAGUGAUGACUAAGGGAGUGGCUGGCAUUGGGAAAACAGUCUUAACACAGAAGUUCACUCUCGACUGGGCUGAAGACAAAGGCCACCAGGACAUACAGUUCACAUUUCCAUUCACCUUCAGAGAGCUGAAUGUGCUGAGAGAGAAGAGGUUCAGCUUGGUGGGACUUGUUCAUCACUUCUUCAGUGAAACCAGAGCAGCAGGAAUCUGCAGGUUUGAAGAGUUCCAGGUUGUGUUCAUCUUUGACGGUCUGGACGAGUGUCGACUUCCUCUGGACUUCCACAACAAUGAGAUCCUGACUGAUGUCACAGUGUCGGCCUCAGUGGAUGUGCUCCUCACAAACCUCAUCAGAGGGAAGCUGCUUCCUUCUGCUCGUCUCUGGAUAACCACACGACCUGCAGCAGCCAAUCAGAUCCCUCCUAAGUGUGUUUGUAUGGUGACAGAGGUCAGAGGGUUCCCAGACCCCCAGAAGAAGGAGUACUUCAGGAAGAGGUUUAGAGAUGAGGAGCAGGCUGGCAGGAUCAUCUCCCACAUUAAGACCUCACGGAGCCUCCACAUCAUGUGCCACAUCCCAGUCUUCUGCUGGAUCACUGCUACAGUUCUGGAGGAGGUGAUGAAGAUCAGAGAAGGAGGAGAGCUGCCCAAGACCGUGACUGAGUUGUACAUCCACUUCCUGGUGGUUCAGUCCAAAGUGAAGAUGGUGAAGUACGAUGGAGGAGCUGAGACAGAUCCACACUGGAGUCCAGAGAGCAGGAAGAUGAUCGAGUCUCUGGGAAAACUGGCCUUUGAUCACCUGCAGAAAGGCAACCUGAUCUUUUAUGAAUCCGACCUGACAGAGUGUGGCAUCGAUAUCACAGCAGCCUCAGUGUACUCGGGACUGUUCACUCAGAUCUUUAGAGAGGAGAGAGGACUGUACCAGGGCAAGGUGUUCUGCUUCGUCCAUCUGAGUGUUCAAGAGUUUUUGGCUGCUCUUCAUGUCCAUCUGACCUUCUUCAGCUCUGGUCUCAAUCUGCUGUCAGUAGAACAAACAACGUCCCUAAAAGUCCCAAAAGUCUUUGGAGAUAAACAUAAACCAAAACAUCUCUACCAGAGUGCUGUGAACAAGGCCUUGGAGAGUCCUAAUGGGCACCUGGACUUGUUCCUCCGCUUCCUCGUGGGUCUGUCACUGGAGACCAAUCAGACUCUCUUACGAGGUCUCCUGACACUGACAAGAAAUCACUCACAGACCAAUCAGAGGACAGUCCAGUACAUCAAGGAGAAGAUCAGUGAUGAUGUGUCUCCAGAGAAAAGCAUCAAUCUGUUCCACUGUCUGAAUGAACUGAAUGACGGUUCUCUAGUGGAAGAGAUCCAAAAGUCCCUUAGUUCAGAACGUCUCUCAAGAGAUAAACUGUCUCCUGCUCAGUGGUCAGCUCUGGUCUUCAUCUUACUGUCAUCAGAAGAAGAUCUGGAGGUGUUUGACUUGAAGAAAUACUCUGCUUCAGAGGAGGCUCUUCUGAGGCUGCUGCCAGUGGUCAAAGCCUCCAACAAGGCUCUACUGAGUGGCUGUAACCUCUCACAGAGAAGCUGUGAAGCUUUGUCCUCAGUUCUCUGCUCCCAGUCCUCUAGUCUGAGAGAGCUGGAUCUGAGUAACAACGACCUGCAGGAUUCAGGAGUGAAGCAGCUGUCUGCAGGACUGGAGAGUCCACACUGUGACCUGAAGACUCUCAGGUUGUCAGGCUGUCUGAUCACAGAGGAAGGUUGUGCUUCUCUGGCCUGUGCUCUGAGCUCCAACCCCUCCCAUCUGAGAGAGCUGGACCUCAGCUACAAUCAUCCAGGAGACUCAGGAGUGAAGCUGCUGUCAGUUAGACUGGAGGAUCCACAGUGGAAACUGGAGACUCUCAGGGUGGAGCCUGCUGGAGUCCGAUGGUUGACACCAGGUCUGAGGAAGUAUUCCUGUGAACUCACAAUCGACACAAACACAGUAAACAAACAACUCAAACUGUCUGACAACAACAGGAAGGUGACAUGUGUGAUGGAGGAUCAGUCAUAUCCUGAUCAUCCAGACAGGUUUGACUACUGGCCUCAGCUGCUGUGUAGAACGGGUCUGACUGGUCGCUGUUACUGGGAGGUCGAGUGGAAAGGAAAAGUUAUAAUAUCAGUGAGUUACAGAGGAAUCAGGAGGAAAGGACGCAGUGCAGACUGUUUGUUUGUAAUGAAUGAUCAGUCCUGGAGUCUGAUCUGUUCUGAUAAAGGUUACUUUGUUUGUCCCAAUAAGACAAGAACACCGAUCACCUCCUCCUCCUCCUCCUCUGGUAGGGUAGCAGUGUAUGUGGACUGUCCUGCUGGCUCUCUGUCCUUCUACAGAGUCUCCUCUGAAACACUGAUCCACCUCCACACCUUCAGCACCACAUUCACUGAACCUCUUUAUCCUGGGUUUGGUUUUGAGUUUGGGUUUGGGUAUGGGUCCUGCUCCAGUUCCGGUUCCUCAGUGUCUCUAUGUUCUCUGGAGGAGGGAGGGUCUCCUCCUGGUGGAGAACCUUCCUCUCUCCUCACCACAUAGUUCAGUCUGUACAGGACGACACACAGCUGAUGUUGGUUUGCGUGGAUGUAGAUGCAGGUAAAGCAGGUGAAGCAGGUGAGGGGUAUCUGAGCUGGUCUGGACUCUGGGGGGUCCAGAGCUUUCUGGGACUUGUGGUGUUGCAGAUGGAAGUCUGAUAUGAAGUGUGUUUUAAUGUUGCUGUGCUCGUUGCCUCUGUGGUUGGAAUCAAUAGAUCAGGGGUUCGGAGAGGGGGAGGGGGGGGGGGGGGGGGGGGUAGUACGAGCCUCUCAUCUGAUGGAGGAUGAGAUGGAGGAAACUGUCAUGUAAUCCCUGUUGUCCCUGUUGAUAAGUGGUUUGAAGAUGGAUGGAUGGAGGUUUGUUCUGAACAAGAACCUUUUGAAAGCUUCAGCUAACCUCUGAAGAAAAGAUGAUAAUAGAUAAUUUCAGGUCCUGUUUUUAUUAACGUUAAUAUAAAAGUACGUUUAGGACCUCCAUGUAUUACUUUGGGUUAACAAGGAAUAUAAUUGUAUGAGUCUAAUCUUAAUAAAUUACUUUUAUUGUAAA
Gasterosteus aculeatus aculeatus (three-spined stickleback) is the source of this 4565-nucleotide messenger RNA. The record is from RefSeq and is a predicted model, not a curated record. Lineage: Eukaryota; Metazoa; Chordata; Actinopteri; Perciformes; Gasterosteidae.